Molecule: messenger RNA, 2703 nt
Organism: Papaver somniferum (opium poppy)
Lineage: Eukaryota; Viridiplantae; Streptophyta; Magnoliopsida; Ranunculales; Papaveraceae
Product: protein TIC 214-like
Exons: 2
Coding region: 1405-2703 (432 amino acids)
Cellular component (GO): membrane
Source: RefSeq, a predicted model, not a curated record
AUGAUUUUGAAACCUUUUCUACUAGGUAAUCUAUUAUCCUUAUGCAUGAAGAUAAUAAAUUCGGUCGUUGUGGUCGGACUCUAUUAUGGAUUUCUGACCACAUUCUCCAUAGGGCCCUCUUAUCUCUUCCUUCUCCGAGCUCGGGUUAUGGAAGAAGGAACCGAGAAGGAGGUAUCAGCAACAACGGGUUUUAUUACGGGACAGCUCAUGAUGUUCAUAUCGAUCUAUUAUGCGCCUCUCCAUCUAGCAUUGGGUAGACCUCAUACAAUAACUGUCCUAGUUCUACCGUAUCUUUUGUUUCAUUUCUUCUGGAACAACCACAAAAACGUUUUUGAUUAUGGAUCUACUACCAGAAACUCAAUGCGUAAUCUCAGCAUUCAAUGUGUAUUCCUGAAUAAUCUCAUUUUUCAAUUAUUCAACCAUUUCAUUUUACCGAGUUCAACAUUAGCCAGAUUAGUCAACAUUUAUAUGUUUUGAUGCAACAACAAGAUGUUAUUUGUAACAAGUAGUUUUGUUGGUUGGUUAAUUGGUCACAUUUUAUUCAUGAAAUGGGUUGGAUUGGUAUUAUUCUGGAUACGGAAAAAUAAUUCUAUUAGAUCGAAUAAGUACCUUGUGUCAGAAUUGAGAAAUUCUAUGGCUCGAAUCUUUAGUAUUCUCUUAUUUAUCACCUGUGUCUACUAUUUAGGCAGAAUGCCGUCGCCUAUUGUUACUAAGAAACUAAAAGAAGAAACUGCCGAAACGGAAGAAAGGGGGGAAAGUGAGGGAGAAACAGAUGUAGAAAUCGAAACAAUUUCCGAAACGAAGGGGACUAAACAGGAAGAAGGAUCCAUCGAAGAAGACCCUUCUCCUUCCCUUUGUUCGGAAGAAAAUUCGAAGUUAGAAAUACUUAAACUUAAAGAAGAUAAAGACCUCCUCUGGUUUGAAAAACCUCUUGUUACUCUUCUUUUCGACUAUAAACGAUGGAAUCGUCCAGUGCGAUAUAUCAAAAAUGAUCAAUUUGAAGAUGCUGUCCGAGACGAAAUGUCACACUAUUUUUUUUUUACAUGUGAAAGUGAUGGAAAAGAAAGAAUCUCUUUUACAUAUCCACCUAGUUUGUCAAUCUUUUUGGAAAUGAUAAAAGGAAAGAUACUUUUGUCCACAACUGAAAAACCCUCUUCUGAAGAAUUGUAUAAUAAUUGGGUUUAAACCAACAAAAAAAAAAAAACGAACAUAAACAACGCAUUUUUCAAUAGAAUUGAUGCUCUAGAAAGGGGGUCUCUGAAACUGGAUGUACUUGAAAAAAGGAUUAGAUUCUGCAAUGAUGAGACUGAACAAGACUGCCUGCCUGAAAGGUAUGAUCCUUUUUUGAACGGAACCCGCCGUGGAAGCGAAAAAAAAAAAAAGUAUUUAAACUCAAGUUUGAAUAUGAAUGAGGCUUUCUCAGAAGAAGGUUGGAUUUGGAUAAAUAAAUUUCAUAAUAUACUUCCCACAAACUACCAAGAAUUUGAGGAAAAAAAGGAAAAAUUUGAGAGAAAAUACUUCCUUCCAGAAGAAGGAAAACUUAAUUCAGAAAAUAGAACGAAAUUUUUAUUUGAUGCGGUUACACCCGAUAGACAUCAUCAAAGAAUUAUAAAGGAAUCCAUUGGAAUAAAAGAAAUACGUAAAGAAGUUCCUCAAUGGUCAUACAAAUUGAUUACCAGUUUGGAUCAACAAGAUGGAACAAUUUUAGAAGAAACGGCUGAGGAUCAUGAAAUUAGGUCAAGAAAGGCCAACCAUGUAGUCAUUUUUACAGAUACCGAACGUACAAAUAGUACAACGAAUACUAAUGAUGAAGUAGAAGAAGUGUUUGUCCUACGUUAUGCGCAAGAAUCGGAUUUUCGUCGAGAUAUAAUCAAAGGUUCUAUGCGCGCUCAAAGACGUAAAACAGGUAUUUGGGAACCGUUUCAAACAAAUAUCCAUUCCCCCCUUUUUUUGGACAGAAUCUACAAAAAGUUUUUUUUUUCUGCUGAUACCUCCCGAAUUUGGAAUCUUCUUUUUAAGAAUUGGAUGAUAAAAAGUACGGAAUUAAAAAAUUCCAGUUUUGAGGAAGAGACAAAAGAAAAGGAUAAAAAAAGGAAGAAGAAAGGGGAGGAAAAUGACCGGCUAGCAGUAGCGGAAAGCUGGGAUACUGUUCUAUUUGGUCAAUCAAUAAGGGGUUGCUUGUUAAUAGCCCACUCGAUUUUUAGAAAAUAUAUUGGAUUGCUUUCAUUGAUAAUAGCUAAAAACGUCAGCCGUAUCUUAUUAUUUCAACCCCCGGAAUGGAAUGAGGAUUGGAGAGAGUGGGGUAGAGAAAUGCAUGUUAAAUGCACCUAUAAUGGUGUUCAAUUAUCCGAAAUGGAAUUUCCAAAAAAUUGGUUAACAGAGGGUAUUCAGAUAAAGAUCCUAUAUCCUUUCUAUCCGAAACCUUGGAACAGUUCUAAGAAACGAUCUCAUCAUAAAAAUCCAAGGGGAAUAAAGGAAAAUUCUUGCUUUUUGACAGUCUGGGGGAUGGAAACUGAAUUUCCUUUUGGUUCUCCUCGAAGACGACCUUCUUUUUUAAAACCCAUUUUUAAAGACCUAGAAAAAAGAAUAACAAAAAAAAAAACACAAAUUGUAAAUAGCCCCAGGGCUAUGGAACAAAGGAUUAUCCCGGAUCUACACCGAGGUAUUGACGGCGAUUCUCAAAUAUCGCAGAACAGAAUGUGA